CAACUUGAAUGAAAGGAUUCGAUUUGCUGAACUACAAUUUUUUGUACAGUACCGUAUGACUGUAGGCGUACCGAAAUAAUUAGAAGUGAGCGCGGAGAAAUUAAUCAGUCUAUUCAUGUUUGAGACAACCGUAUUGGAUUCUGUUCUGGAGGCGCGCUAUAUAUGUGCUACGUUACACCUUCCGCAGUUGGAUGAUUCCUUCCUAACUUCAUUGCAAGAGGCUUAGAAGGCAAUUCUUUCGUCUACCACCUUUCCAUACCUUGUCAUGACGUCCUCGGUUGUUAUAUCUCUAUUGAUAAGUUGACUCACUUAGACCAAUUCCUGAGGAAAUAGGUUUUCCUGAAUAUUCGUUUUCCAGUAGCUAAAAAACUCCGUCGCGAUGUCCACAAUCCCGAGAGAAAAUAUAUGCUCGAACUGUUUGAAACAAGCUGAUGUGCAUCUUAUAUGUGUUGAAUGUGAUUGCGUACAGCUAUGUGUUGCUUGCUACUGUUACGGUGCUGAGUCUGGAAUACACAAGAAAAAUCAUGGUUAUCGAGUUUCGAGACUAAAUUUGCUGCCACACUCUAUUCUCGAGGGUUGGAGUUCUGAGGAGGAAUUGAAUCUUCUUGAAGCAUUGGAGCAGUAUGGAAUUGGAAAUUGGGAGGAUAUAGCUUUAAAAGUGGGAACUAAAAGCUCUGAAGAAUGCAUGUAUCAUUACUGUAAUCGCUAUUUGGGUGGAGUAUUUGGCCUGGAGUUGUUGAAUGAUAAUAAAUAUCCUUCUCGAAUUACAGAUCACACAAGCCACGUAGUGUUAUCUCCUAUGCAACCACCACACUCAUCAUAUAUUGAUAUUGAAGAUCAACAGCUAUUGGGUUACAUGCCAAACCGUGGUGACUUUGAACGAGAUUAUGACAACGAUGCUGAGAGCAUACUAUGUAGAUUACAUCCCAGUUUUUCUCAUGAUGACCUAGAGGACGCUUUAAAAGUAGCACAAGUCAAUAUUUACAUGCAAAGGUUGCGUGAGCGUCAAAGGCGCAAAGAAAUUGCUUGUGAGCAUGCUUUGAUUCCUCAUAUUCUAGCAUUUAUUCUGAACAAACGUGUAAAAAAACGUAUCCCUGUAGUAGAAAAACACAUUAGAAAAGAAUAUAAACCUGCCAGAAGUAAACAUCGUGGACGUCCGCCAUCAUUGACAAAUAUAUCACACAACAAAUUAAAUAGUAAAAUAACACCCAUGAAAAAACUAUCCAACAUUAAUGAAUCUUUGAGUAAAAGUUCAUCUAAAAAGCCUUCUCCAAGUAGUUGGCUUGCUGCUCCAUUUAUUGUUCAGUCAUCUGAAUUGAUAAAAGGUGCACCAAUUGUAGUCAAUAUCUCAUCGAAUGUUGUAAAUAAUCAAGUGCUAACCGAUUCCAAAAGUAUAAAUCCAACUAAUAUCUACAAAGUUGAAUCAACAAACUCAUUGGAAGAUUUCAAUGGAUUUUAUUUAAAUGAAAAAUUAAAACCAUUUCUAAGAUAUUUCACUGGUAUACAAGGGAAACAUUUUAUGGAGAAUUUGUAUAAAGAAGAAUUAAUUAAACAUGAAAUUAAAUAUUUACUUGAUUUACGAGCUAAAGGAAAAACACAAUUAAUGGGUAUAAAAAUCAAAUUCCCACCAUUGAAAAGUUCCAUAUAUCAUCAACAUCAUAUACAACGACAACAAAAUAUCUCUGGUCAAAGUACCGAGCAACAAACACGUCAGUUACAUCACACCGUGAAGAAGAGACGUAAACAUCUAAAUACACCUUGGUAUAUGAAAAUGCAGCGUAAAGUUAAACAAUGUAAAUAAACGUUUUAUAAAAUGAAGAUGAUAAUCAUUUUCUCUCUCAUACAACUUUUAUUGAGUAACUAUAACUAACUUUAUGUAUAUUUAUUAUGUAGAACCCAGAAGAGAUUCAAUAUUCAAUUUUUAUCUCAAUUCUAUGUCUAGUUGUAUACAAGAUUCAAUUUAUCUUUCUUCUUGCAUUUACUACUACAAUAUUAUAAUUCUGAUUAUCAUUAUUUUCUAUUUUGGGUUAUUUAAAGUCUAAAAAAGAAAGACAAUGUAAUUUAUUCUUAUUGUACUGUUAUUAUUACUAUUAUUCCUAUCAAACUAUGUAUCUUUUGCAAUAAAAUUUACUUACCAA
Schistosoma intercalatum is the source of this 2138-nucleotide messenger RNA. NCBI's taxonomy places the organism in Eukaryota, Metazoa, Platyhelminthes, Trematoda, Strigeidida, Schistosomatidae. The record is from the annotation of a GenBank genome assembly.